Aethalodelphis obliquidens (Pacific white-sided dolphin) is the source of this 3003-nucleotide messenger RNA. It is a transcript of the gene SNAPC5, whose product is annotated as small nuclear RNA activating complex polypeptide 5. Gene Ontology annotation, biological process: transcription initiation at RNA polymerase III promoter; transcription by RNA polymerase II. The transcript is spliced from 3 exons. Gene Ontology annotation, cellular component: nucleus. The coding region runs from base 967 to 1149 and encodes 60 amino acids. Lineage: Eukaryota; Metazoa; Chordata; Mammalia; Artiodactyla; Delphinidae. The record is from RefSeq and is a predicted model, not a curated record.
GCCCCCCACUCCGCUCCUCCCUUCCGUCCCCUCGGCGCCCCGGGCCGCCCGGCUCUCCGCGGAGCCCAGGCGUCUGCGGCGCCCGCCUGCUGCCGCCGGUUAGCCCUUACCCGGUCUUCGCGGCUGGACCUGGUGGCUUACCGGCGCCUGGGGGGCUGGAUUUGAGAUUGUGGGUCCACCCCUCUAAGAAUCUUGAUCACGCAGGUCUGGGCUGAGACUCAGCCAUCAGUUUGGCUAGUACACCCUCCCCCACACCGGACCCCUGCAGCCCCGGCAACGCGGACGGCCGCACCACGCGCUGAGGAAGGGAGACCUCCCGCAGGCUCGCCUAGGCUGCCCCUGCCCCCCAUCGGCCUCCCCUCCCGAGCCCCUAUUCUCUUUACUACCUAGUAUGGUCGCUCGAUACAGCUCUAGUCUCGCAAAGCCGACCGGCUGGCGGAUGCGCCCACUCUGCGAAGGAAAACGGUGAGGCCCUGCGAGAAGAGACCAGCCACAAAGUAGUUCCCGGUAGCUCUUACCCCCGGAGCUGUUACCGACUCCACGGCCUUGACGAGGAGUUGAGAUUGACACCCAUCAGCGGCAGUUCCCAGGCCUCUGCGGAAGUCACUCCUUUCAGCCUCAGUGACACGCUCCUGCUAAUUCCUGUUCGGCACUUCCAGGCUCUCUAAAUCCAAGUGAGAUGAGGGUUAUGAAGGCUGUUUGUAAACUGAGUAGUAUUGUCCACUUGCGACCUAUGAAAACAGUACCCUUUCCCUUAGGGUACAUGUAAUGGCCUGCACUUCUUUAUGUUCUCACAUCGCCGCAGUGCCUGUACCAGUGCCUAACGUGAGCGUGCUGACGAUGGCCGCGGCCAGAGCCUAGAUUCCUUUGUGCUCCGGGGAACGCUCCCAUUUUCCAGUCUUCCUGCCUUCGAUUUCUCAUUACGGGGUAGACAAGCUUCAGGUUGAAGAACUGGCUCUCCAGUCAAUGAUUAGUUCUGGGAGAGAAGAUGAGAUGCUGUCUUCUCAACCUGCGCCUGAACAGUCACAUGAUAUGUUGGUGCAUGUAGACAAUGAAGCAUCAAUCAACCAGACCGCACUGGAGUUGAGCACAAGGAGCCAUGUGCCAGAAGAGGAGGAGGAGGAGGAGGAGGAAGAAUCAGAUUCCUGAAGGGGAGAAGAGCCAGGGUUAGUCACAGGAGUUAAGUUCUAAGCCGCAGGAACUUUCUCUCUUCAAAGAAUUCUUGCCAUGGGCCCUGUAGCCUCCUUUAAAAGGAAGCAAGAACUUUAGAAGGAUGUGUAGUUGUAGAAAUGGUUCCAUCAAUAACUCAAGUUUCAGAGUGCUUUAACCAAAAUUAGUGACAUACAGAAAAGCUGAGAUGCAGUGUUUCAAUAUUGAGCAGUAUGGGUGGUGCUGUGUUUAUAUUCUGGUCAGAUUCAGUAAUUGUGUUCAAAACCAAAAACUUACUCUGAAAUGCUACUGAGAAGGUCUGGCAUUUGCAAAAAGGGCAGAGUUUAAAUACAAGCCAGCCUUUACAAUCAACAAGGCCUCUUUUAAGAAAACCAAUUAUAAACACUGUUUGCAUGCCAUUGAACCCUUGUGAGCAGAGCAAGGCCACAGUGUGGGAGAGAAAGAUGACAAAGAGGAGGACAGAGGGCCACUUGAGAGCACAAGCUGUUGCCACCUCUCAGUGACAUCGUAAAACGGCCUACUAACAUGCUUUGUAUGGCUGUUACCACAUCUAGGUUGAGACAUCACUAUGGUAAAAUGUGCUUAGAAAUAAAGAUAAAUAGUCGUCAUGCAGCUUGCUGCUUUCCAGACAGAAACAGAAAAGGGUCAGUUCCCCUGGGGCGAACAAUAUAGUAGGAUGGUUGAAAACCCAUUUCUGGACUUAGGAAAUGUGCCAUUGAAGGAUCACUGGGCUUGGGAGGUUGGAUUUUGUAAUAAAGAGAUGACAGUUACAGAGUAAGAGUUGUUAAACUUCGUAUUUGAAGUUGAGACUCAUUUCUGCAUACUGUCCCUUUUCCAUUGAAUGUACAGACAAGUAGUUGCUUAAUUUUAUGAAAGUAAUUGGCCCUGCCCAGAAAAGCCAAACAAAACACAAACAACCUCCUCAAGCACAGCUCCUUACAAAACUGUUCCAGAAGAGAGCACUGACAUAUUUGUUAAUAUUUCAUUAAAGUUAUUUUGAGCUACUCUUACAGGAAGUAGCCAGAAGUUUAAAUGAGCAUGUUUCUUGGAAAACACAGUGUGAAAAUUAUUUUGCAACAAAAAGCAUCAAGGUACACAUCUUGGGGACUAACUUAAAACAUGAGCAUGGGUUUUUAAGAGCUAGAAAAGUUGGGUAUGAAUUCUAGCUUGACCACCAACUGGUUGCUUGCUUUUCACCUUUGCAGCUCACUUUCCCAUCUGUAAAAUGAGAGUACUCGUAUCUGCUCUAGCAGUUUUACAGGUCCUUGUGAGACACUCACAGGCAUCCUUUAAAAAUCCAACUAUUGGCAAUUUCCUGGUGGUCCAGUGGUUAGGACUCCGCGCUUUCACUGCCGAGGGCCCGGGUUCAAUCCCUGGUGGGGGAACUAAGAUCCUGCAAGCCUUGCGGCGGCUGGGGAAAAAAAUCUGACUAUUAUUGGCAUCUCAGUAAGGAAGUUUGAGUAAGGAAUUUGGCCUGAGGAACUCAAAAAACACAGCAAGAGUGAUGUAGGGAACAUCAUUCUUGAGAAUUAGAUCAUUCUUGGUGAAAAGUACUAGGAAGAAAUCUUUUUGACUCUCAAAAUGAAAUACCUUUGGAUGUGAAUAGAGGAUUUAAAACACCCCUCAAAAGAAAUUGACCUUGGAAGUGUUCAGAUCCAGGUUUUAGACACCAGGUUGCCCCAUUCAUUAGUUGGCACACUUUGAGACAUUCUCAGUGGUGGUGACAUCCUCUCUGUUAGGAAAAGACCCUGGGUGUGAGUAGGGUGUGGGUCUUAAACCUCGUCUGAAUGUUUGUGUAUUGAAAACAUGUAAGUUAGGCUGUUGACCUAGAAC